Messenger RNA from Oncorhynchus tshawytscha (Chinook salmon), 6751 nucleotides. RefSeq names its product cGMP-inhibited 3',5'-cyclic phosphodiesterase A. Bases 524 to 4066 code for a protein of 1180 amino acids. The record is from RefSeq and is a predicted model, not a curated record. Lineage: Eukaryota; Metazoa; Chordata; Actinopteri; Salmoniformes; Salmonidae. Gene Ontology annotation, biological process: oocyte maturation; positive regulation of oocyte development. Gene Ontology annotation, cellular component: cytosol. Gene Ontology annotation, molecular function: 3',5'-cyclic-AMP phosphodiesterase activity. The transcript has 16 exons.
CCGCUGUUGUUUCUUCAAGAGGAGAGGAGUAGCCUAGCCUAUGAUGAGCAGAAGAAACGUGAGGGAUAAAUAAUACGGAGAGAGAGGAACAGACGGAGCGGCACAAAGGAGAGAGGAGAGUGUUGUGCGGGAGGGCGAGAUAGAGGGAGAUGCAGGCAGUGGCCUAGAUGUGCGAAUCGCCAAGAGUUGCUCUUUCUGGUUCACUGGAUGGAGGCUGUUCUCGCGCAGGGAGGACUAUAGAAAAUAUUUGUUUGUUGAAGGCUACACAGUGAAACGUAACUUUUUUCCAGCACGUGUUUUCGUUCAUUCGUGUUCUGUAUUUUUAUGUGGCCUACUUUAUGUGUGUUUUGGGGAGAAAUGGGUCAAUAAUUUCGAGGCGCGCAAGCAGUAGCGCACAGUCCCACAUAUUGCCGCGCGUUAUGGCUCUCUCUGUCAAACAUGGUGUAUGAAAAUGCGCUGAACCUUUCACAUUUACGCACUGUGAAUAUAUAGUUCACGCCGCUUCCUUCGUCCCCCCUGUGUGAUGACGAUGGAAGUGGAAGCUGACAGCGGCAGAGGUAUAUCAAGGAGCGCUCAUGAUAAAUGCCCGCGGGCGGUGGAGCGCAACGGCUAUGUGAAAACAUGUGUCACCCCUCUGUAUCAGGACGCGGGCUGCCAGUCGUGGCUGAGACUCGCAGAUAUAUGGAGUUCCCUAAGACUGUCGUCCGCGGUGUGUGUGGGCUCUGUUUCGGUUAUUCUUGCUUUGCUGGUCAGAUUGGUGGACUGGGACGUGGAGCAGGAGAGUUGCAGCAGUAACAGCAAGAAUAACGGCGAGUCUGGUUCUCUAGUUCAUUUCGUGGCGACCUGUGUGGUGGAACUGUUGUUGAACGUUUGGUACCUCGUGUCCCCCGUCUUCACUCUCGUAUGUGCCUUCUUUUGGGUUGGCUUGUACCUGAUCCGCUGCGGGGUGCUGAUCCGGACCGCGGUGUUCCUGUUGGCAGUGUGUCACUUCGGCGAAGCCGCCGCGCAGUCUCUCCUACACGGUGCGGAGGACCAGUUGUUGUCUUUCACCGCCACGGUGGUGGUUCUAUCCUGUCUAGCCGUCGGGGCGCUGAUGGUGGUCAGACUCGGACAGGGGGUUUCUGUCAUCGUCUUCAUCAGUAUCAUCAGAACUGUGUCUCUCAUCUCCCUCAACAAGAUCCGGGCCAGCUGGAGACCCUACCUGGCGUACCUGGUAGGAGUGCUGGGGGUCCUGCUAGCGAGGUAUGCUGACCGGCUCCUGACGGGCUCAGUGCCACUCGGGGCGGGUUGUAGCUACGUGACAGCGGGGAAGGAAGAGAAUAUCAUUCCCGUGUUUAAAAGGCGACGAAGGUCCAGUUCAGUGGUCUCUUCAGACAUGGCGCACAGUCACAGCAACAGCAAGUCCCACCGAAGGACCUCGCUCCCAUGCAUUCCACGGGAACAGAUGAUCUCACAGACUGAAUGGGACCACAAGAGGGGUGCCCGGGGAUCCCAGUCAUCGGGUACCGGUGUGGUGGUGGACAUAGCGGUGAUGGGGGAAGCCCAUGGAUUGAUCUCAGACCUGCUGGCAGACCCCUCUCUGCCCUCCAACACCUGCAGUUCCCUGCGGGCUGUCAGUAACCUGCUCAGUACCCAGAUCAGUUUGCAGCCGCUGCACCGGCCUCGAAUCAACCCUCUGCAGGCACUCAGCGACACACACACCUGCUCCGACUCCGAGGACUGGCCAGAGAGAGAGAAACUGGCCAUCCCAAAGCGUCUGCGACGGAGCCUGCCUCCAGGCCUGCUGAGAAGGAUCUCCUCUACAUGGACCACCACCACCUCAGCUACAGGUCUUCCCACCAUAGAACCAGGACCUGUACGCAGAGACCGCUCUGCCAGCAUCAAACCCCUCCACGACAGUCCACCAUGCAGCAUGGUGAACAGUGAGUCGUGGAACAGCUCUGUAAUGCUCACCAUCUCAAAGAGUCGCUCCAUGUCUGCCUCCUACUCUGCUUCAGCCACCUCCAACCACCUCUACAACAGACGCAUGACCAGACCAGGUUACCCCCCCUCCAAUAUAUCUCCUCUGGACUCUCCCUGCCACUCCCCUCCGGUCCAGGGGACCCCUGUCUCCAGCCCCACCACCAAGUCCUGCUCUGUGGACCUACCGGACCCUGUGGACAGCCAGGGAGAGAGGCCUGUGGACCCCCAGGCCCCACACAGAGCAUUAACACACAGCAUCAGUGCACCUAGCUCCACCACACCGCACUGGGGGCCACCAUCUCUCUGCAUCAGCUGUGGUAGACCGUACAGCAGGCUGAGCCAUGGGGAGGGAUCUAUGGACAAAGGGGACAGAAUACCUCACCCUGAUGACCCGGCAGUGGCGUCGUCAGACUGUGAGAGCACCAACGAGACCAACCACAGUGACAGCAGUGACUUUGCACAGAACGAGGAGGACGUGGAGGGGGCCAAGAAGCCCUCGGACACCCAGGAUGGAUGCAGGUCGUACCAGCCAGAGGGCAUCGUCCUGCAACCCCUAAUGCCACCUCUAGAGGACACACAGCCUAUCCUGGACCCAGAGCCUCUGGUGAUGUCAGAGCUGGAUCCUCUGAUGACUCAACUCAACAGCUGGAACUUCCCCAUCUUCAACCUGGUGGAGAAAACACAUGGCCGCUCAGGAUGCAUCCUCAGCCAGGUUUCCUACCGCCUGUUUGAGGACACGGGACUGUUUGAGACGUUCAAGAUUCCUGUCAAGGAGUUCAUGAACUAUUUCCAUGCUCUGGAGAACGGAUACAGGGAUAUCCCAUACCACAACAGGAUCCAUGCCACUGACGUGCUCCAUGCCGUGUGGUACCUCACCACCCAGGCCGUGCCAGGCUUGCCCAACCUCCUCACAGACCACAGCUCUGACUCUGACUCUGACAGUGGGCUCCUCACCCCCAGCCAUAUAGGCCAUACAGGGUUCCUGGUCUCUAAGAUGUCUGCGGUGAUGGAGGAGGGUUAUGGAUGUCUGUCUGGCCUCAUCCCAUCCCUGGAGCUCAUGGCUCUGUAUGUGGCUGCAGCCAUGCAUGACUACGACCAUCCUGGACGGACCAACGCCUUCCUCGUGGCGACUAGCGCUCCUCAGGCCGUGCUAUAUAACGACCGCUCGGUGUUAGAGAACCACCACGCUGCGUCGGCCUGGAACCUGUUCAUGUCCCGGCCAGAGUACAACUUCCUGGGCAACCUGGAGCAUGUGGAGUUCAAACGCUUCCGCUUCCUGGUCAUCGAGGCCAUCCUCGCCACCGACCUCAAGAAACACUUUGACUUCCUGGCAGAGUUCAACGCCAAGGUGGGUGAUGAUGGCUGCUCGGGCAUCGACUGGUCCAAUGAGAACGACCGGUUGCUGGUGUGUCAGAUGUGCAUCAAACUGGCGGACAUCAACGGCCCACUGAAACACAAGGACCUGCAUCUACAGUGGACCGAGGGCAUCGUCAAUGAGUUCUAUGAACAGGGCGAUGAGGAGUCGAGUCUGGGCCUUCCCAUCAGCCCCUUCAUGGACCGCUCUGCGCCUCAGCUCGCCAAGCUCCAGGAGUCCUUCAUCACGCACAUCGUGGGGCCGCUCUGUUCCUCCUACGACUCUGCCGCCCUCAUGCCGGGGAACUGGGUCGACCCCACCGACUCACGGAGGACGGAGGGAGAGGAGGUGGGGGAACGAGAGACAGAGGAGGAAGAGGAGGAUACAGCAGAGGAGGAUGCGUCGACUAGCUCUGAGAGUUCCCAGAAGCACGUGGUGAAGCUUAAGAAGAGCAGGAGGAGAGUGUUCUGUCCCAUCACUCAGCACCUUCUGGACAACCACGAAAUGUGGACAAGAGUCAUCGCCUCGGAAACCCGGGACACACCGGACAGAGAGGCGCCUAACUGCCUCAGCAACCCCGCCGAGCCAAUCACAGCCAUCCACGAGGAGGAGGAUGAGCCAGCCAGUAAGGAGGAGCCAAUAGAUGGCCAGGUAGAGGAGACAGAAGGGGAAGAGACGGGGCUUGCAGAGGAAGAGGAAGUGGUCGAGCAAUCGGAGACUGCAGAGAAAAGGGAGGAGGAGUUGGAGUGAGAGGAUUAUAGUUGACCCUAAGAUCAGUUUAUCCAAACUCAUACCCUCUCCCAAAUAGACUUUCUGACUCAUGUCAGAAAUUAUACCCUAUUCCUCAUGUGGUGCACUAGCUGGCCAAAAAUAGUGCACUAUACAGGGAUUGGGGUGUUGUUUGAGACGCAGACCCUGAUAUUUGGUUGCCAGCAAAUCACUUAGACACAACACUGUAGAAGUUUGGAGUAACAUGUGCCUAAAGAAAACAAGGUGGAGGGAGGGAGCGGAAGCUGAGGAUGAGGUGGGAUUUAUUGUUUUACUACUAUAUUGGAUCAGGUUUCCAUUUCAGAAUCCCUCUCCCUGACGAGGUGCCCGCAACGCAAUACAGGCCCACAGAACACUGACCCCACUGCCAGCCUCAAGACACAGCCGGCCAUACAAGUGGACCGCAUCCACCUGACCGCCCUCACAGAACCAGGGUGUACAACGUGGACUGUACUGAAUAGACAGUACAAACACUAGCUCCUGAGGACAAUGAGAUGAAAGUGCGGGAAAAAGCUGUGUCCGCUCUGUGUUGGUUCUCAGGAGAGGACUGAGGACUAGGGAGAGGAGGGCCAGUGUUGAUACAGAGUGUGCUCACACACACGCAUGGAGACAAACACACACUUACACACACACACACACACACAAAUCCAUCAGAAGAUUUGCUAGCUACCCCAGGAAGAGGGAAUGGGAAGUCUAACAUAGAACCCUGUAGCUCUGAAAAAAAGCUUUAUACUCAGUCAUGGAAAAAAAAUCCACAACACAGUGUUUCUUCACAUUCUUCAUCUCUCUCCUUGUUCCCAAUUUGACCAUGUUUUCUCUCUUUCUGUCUUUCUUUCUUUCACUCUCUCCACUUUUGUGUCGGUCAUUCAGGCUCUUUUUCCCCCCCUCUCGCUCCUACGCAGUUCCACAGGACCCAGGAACACUGACACGCCCCACUGGGCACAGACUGGUUGAAUCAAUGGUGUUUCCACUUCUUUUCAAUGAAAUGACGUUGAACCACAGUGAAAUUGGUAUUGAAUUGACGUCUGCCCAAUGGGACCCGACGCAGACCCCUCAUCACAGUGUCCUUGUGCCCUUUGUCAUUAUUGCUUCAACCAACACAAGUGAUUGUUCUUUCGUUUGUGUUAUUGGUUUGGAGUUUUACUUUCUUUUUAAAAAAAAUUUCACACUGGCCGUAAGAUAUUCACUCUCAGUGGCGUUUGUGUUUUUUAAACAUGGCGUGGGGACUUUUUAUUUUGUUGCCUCUCUUAUUUUACGUACCUUGUAUUUUGAUUGUCUGCACACUACAAAGGGAAUCACUUUGAAUCUGAAUCACACCGUUUCUUAUAGAGUUAGAUCUUUCUUUUAUUUCGGAAGCCUCCGUUACGUAUUCCAAUGUAAGAUGUUUUAUAAGUGCAGAUUCUUUUCUCUCUUCAUAGCCUUGACCCAAUAGAUGAGGUUAUGUACCACCUUGGUGGAGAAGAAGCAUUCAUAUUUGGAUUCAUCUGUGGGUGUCAAUCUGACCAUGACACUGAAAAAGAGAUUCGCCUUUUUCAAAGGUUCUCUACAGCCGUCUUCAUUGAUAAACUAUUUUGUAGAACUCUCUCGUAAAACUCUUUUGAUGGUACACUGACCUCUAGCCUGUGUUUCUGUGCUCUCUCACAAUGGGAUCUACAACCUAAUACCCUGACAGGAAGUUCAGUCGAGAGAGCCAAUGUCGAAAGUACACAGAUUCUCUUUCAGUAUCUUCAGCGAUUCCCCAUCGAGUGAGCAGUCUCACUCAGUUCCUUCAGAGAACCAAGCUUACAGUUGUAACCAGGCAUUUUUGAACUCUUGGGAAAUCAUCUAUUUCUCCAUCAGGCUGAAAUGAUAACAGGCCCUGGGCUCCAAUAUCUUUCAGCUAGGCAAGUGAUCAAAGAAAGCUAAUUGCUGAGUGGCCCUUGGAAAGCCUUGAAGGAGAUGUGGAGGAGCCCAGAGGUUCAACCAAGAGAACACGGUUAUAGAUAUACUCCACAUACACUCAGACUGUGCUGCUCUAUAGAACAUGGUGAAUCACGCAUGGGGCUGAAUGCAAAGCAAACAAAAGUGUGAAGAAAGAGAAUGCAGUAAAAAAUAUCCAUACCAUGAAAGACAGAUGUCUGCUUAGUGUGUGUUUGCUGACUCCCACAAAGAAGUUAUGUAUUUAUUAACUUCCUGAUAGUUUCAACAUUUCAGCCAUAGGUCUGACAUGGUUGAACUGUAGCUACCCCAUUGUAGCUGUCACAUGAUACAUCUACCUGCAGCUAUCCCAUCUCUCCCUAUCCAUCCCGCUCCUAGCCCAGGGCAGCUCCCAUGACACGACCAGGCAGAUCAGGCCUAAGCAGGUGUGUGUCCGGAAAGGCACCCUAUUACCUACAUAGUGCACUACUUUUGACCAUCGUCCUAUGGACCCUGGUCAAAGUAGUGCAGUAUAUAGGGAAAAGGGUGCGAUUUGGGACACAGCCCUGGUGGACUAGCCAGCCAGCCUGAGCCAGGCAGCAUGCUGCAGUCAGCACAUGGACCAGUGCUGGGCUCCCCGUGGCUGUCCAUAGCCCCAUUUGAUGUCUAGAGAGAGAGAGACAAAUUGGUGGUGACAGAAGGAUGAGAGGGAAAGGUAGAGGAAACAGGAGAGGAGAGAGGGAAGUGAAGAGGAUAUGAGAGAGAGAAGUG